UAUUUAAAACACAAAGCAGAAAACGAAAAGAACAAUAGAGAGAAGGAUUAUCAAAAUGGGGAAACCAGCUGGGUAUUGGGUGAAUAAGAUUAGGACAUCAUUCAAAGGAGGAUCAUCUUCGAGCAAAUCACUAGAUGAAGGAAGUGCUUCUGGUUCUAGAAAGAACGGUAGUAAGAAUCAGAAAACAGAGGAAGGCAAUAAGAAGGGUGAAGCUGAGAGUGGGAGGAAAGUGAUGGUUGUUGUGGACACAACUUCACAGUCAAAGAAUGCUCUUCAAUGGGCAUUAACACAAUGUGUUCAAGAUGAAGACAAUAUCACUCUCCUCCAUGUCACAAAAACACCUGUAGGACAAGCUACAGAUGAGACACAAGGGCAGAGAAACUCAAGGGCUCAUGAACAAGUUCAUCCACUGAAGAACUUUUGUCAGCUCAAGAAACCUAAUGUGAAGACGGAGAUAGUGGUGGUUGAAACGGCGGAGGAGAAAGGGAAGACGAUAGUGGCGGAAGCAAAGAAACAAGGAGCUGGAGUUUUGGUUUUAGGUCAGAGAAAACGAACUUCCAAGUGGCGCGUGAUUUGGAAGUGGCGAGCAAAAGGAGGAAUAGGAGGAGGAGUGGUUGAGUAUUGUAUUCAUAACUCCGAGUGUAUGGCUAUUGCCGUAAGGAAGAAAAGUAACAACGGAGGUUACUUGAUCACCACUAAACGUCACAAAGAUUUCUGGCUCUUGGCCUAAUUUUUAUUAUUGCUAUCACACAUCUUAAAUCAAAAUCCUUUUCUCUUUUGUCUUUUGUUAAUUGAAAUGAUCUUUAUUGCUUUCUUUUGAUGUGUUCAUGGAUAUGAUUGUUCUCUAUCAUGUACUGCUGCUCUAAAGAAAAAGAACAAGAGUGUAAAGACUUUAGUUUUCAUUAUAUUUGUUAUUGUGUUGUUGAACUUAUAAAAGCUAAUUAUAAUAUAAUAAGCUAAGAAGCAUUCUUCAUGCAUACACAACCUGUAGCUAGGCAAACAGAAAAAAACUAGUCGAAAUUUUUUGGAAAUUUUUUGAUUUCAGUUGUCAAUUUAAUAUUUUUCUUAAAAUGUUUUGAUGUGUCGAUCGCCAUAUCGUUGAUAACACUUUUCUAGCGAUUUUUAACAGACCAUUAUUUGCAUUCACUAAAAAUACUCUGAAUAAGGCAUGAGUUGAUCGAUGGUCUCAUGGUCAAUAGUUAAACUAGUUUAUUUUCACCUUAAAAGAGUGCACAAAGCUUGACUAUCAUCAAGGCACAGUUGAGACUUGAGAGAGAUUGACAAAUGUAACAUUUCAAUUUUCAUUGAAGAAUACUUCAUUCCUUAUUAUAAGAUUUUCUGUCUUGCACAAAAGUUAAAGCAAUAUUUUAUCUAAAUUAAAAUUAUUCAACUAUAUGAAAAAUAUUGCAUACAAAUUGUAAGAAAAGAUUAAAAGCAAUUGAUUAAAAGUUUUGCAGAUAGAUAAGAUAAAUAAACUUAACAAAAAAAAAAGAUAAAACAUUACAAAAUAAAAGGAAGUAGAAAUGUAGAAUUCAACUCGAAUCAUUAUUCAGUCACCCUUGCAAACCCUUCUUUCGUAUAGAGAUCAUUCAUCAUUUGUUAAUCUUUUGUGCCGCAUCGUUGACGGCCGUGACAGCUCCGGCAACAGCAACGGCGGUACCGACAACACCAACGGCAGUUGCUGCAGCACUUACUGCCGUAACAGCA
Brassica rapa (field mustard) is the source of this 1707-nucleotide messenger RNA. Its product is annotated as universal stress protein PHOS32. The record is from RefSeq and is a predicted model, not a curated record. NCBI's taxonomy places the organism in Eukaryota, Viridiplantae, Streptophyta, Magnoliopsida, Brassicales, Brassicaceae.